Messenger RNA from Hemiscyllium ocellatum (epaulette shark), 2511 nucleotides. RefSeq lists its product as uncharacterized. The record is from RefSeq and is a predicted model, not a curated record. NCBI's taxonomy places the organism in Eukaryota, Metazoa, Chordata, Chondrichthyes, Orectolobiformes, Hemiscylliidae. Bases 318 to 941 code for a protein of 207 amino acids. Gene Ontology annotation, biological process: protein localization to nucleus; negative regulation of protein catabolic process. The transcript is spliced from 5 exons.
CCGCCGCCAUCUUUGUCGGGGGCAAACCCGGAGGCGCCGAGCGGGCAACGGAGAGGGGCACGGGAAGCGCAGACCCCCGGAUGGUAAUGGCGGCAGCGGAGUUAGCGGACGGCCCGGCGCUUUACCUGUGGGACGUCGGCCCGACGGUUUGAAACCGUUCCUUCGCGGAAAUCAUUUGAACGCCGUGAGCAAAUAAUCCACUUCGGUAUGAAAGCCGAUUUUUUUUUGUAAAAUUGUUCCGGACGGAGGAGGAGGGAGCUUCCUGACUUGGUGCCGUGACUGUGAUCGGUGAGGGCCUGUGGACUCCAGGUCGAGGGAUGGCGGAGCAGCCCCUGGCCAAGAUGGUGGAGAUUGCGGUGCGGGAAUUCACUUCAGAAGCUGACCCAGUGCAAAGCCCCCAAACCCUGGAGGAUGAGGACUCCAAUCCCAUGGGAAAGCGUCGGAGGGUGGAAGUGGAACCUGGGGAUAUGGAAGAGGACAAUAUUCAGACUCUCCUGUACGCUGCCAGCAAGACACUGUGCUUGCGGCUGGACGCCAUUGAGGCCCACCUCAACUCCAUGGAGGACAAGUGUAAGUGCCUGAGAGCCAAGGUGGACCUGCUGGCCGGGCAGAACUCCGGGCGGAGCGGCCCAGGAGAGAGGGCCCCCGGGGACAGACACAGGCCAGGCCUGGCAAGUUCCACAAGCCCACCGCCACCGCAGAGAGUGGUCCACGGGUCCGGGAUCCUCACAGAGGAAGAUCCCAUUCCCCAGGAGAUGGGGGUCCCGGUGCGUGCCAGCCGGGAUCUGGACCUGGGCGUGGGCGGGUCUGGUGAAGGGCAGCCGGGGGCCCUGCAGGGUCUCGGACCCGGGGUCCACAUCGUGGCCCUCUGUGCUGAUGCCAGGAGUGAGGGUGAGGAGCGGACGGACGCCACCAACCUGCUGUACCAGCUCAUGUACUGACCUGACAUCUCAGUCCCCUCCCCCUUCGCCCACCACCCUCCUAGAGUAAAUGCUGCAACCAUUCCCCCCCCCCCCCCCCCCCCCCCUCCCCCCAGCUGCCCGUCUCACCGAGAAUGUUCUGGAACAGCUAGCCAGCCUCCCCUGGGGGCCUGUCCGUGUUGCAGCCCUGUGACUGUCUGCAGGGAGCAGUCUGUAUCAGCUCCAUCUGCACUUCCCUGGCUCCGUGUCUGUCUCUCACUCUCCCUCUGGUGCUCUCUUUGUUGUGUGUGUGUGUGUGUGUGUGUGUGUGUGUCUGUCUGUCUGUCUCUGUGCAGAAAUACCUGCACAGCUCUCCCCUCACACUCAUUCCCUGGUGUUCUGUUGAGUGCACGUGUGCGCACACCCCUGCCUCUCAAACACUCUGCGUGUGGACAAAGUCAGAAGUCAUGCGACAUCCAGGUUAUAGUCCAACAGGUUUAUUUGAAUUCACAAGCUUUCAGAGCGCUGCUCCUUCAUCAGAUUAGGCCUCCCUUUCAAAGUGUGUGUGUGCGUGUGUGUGUGUGUGUGUGUGCGCGCGUGUGUGUGUUGGAGAGAGAGAUUUUGUGUGUGUGUCCCUCCCUCUCAUGCACUGCCGUUUUGUCUGUAUGUGUGUAUUGUUACAUCUCAUUGGGUUAGUCCGCUGGGUAUCAAGCCCCACUAUUCCCAGCCUUGUCACAAAAUCAGGAAUUCAGUGUACUUCGGAAUUUCUCAGCGCACCUUCCCUUUUUCGACCCAGACUGACUCGCAGGAAGCAGUUGUCUCCAUCGAGCAAAACUGACCAUUCGUUACGAAGAUAAACUGGUUUUGAGGACUGAGAAACCAUUAUGGACCGCCGAAUGUAGGACUCUGCUUGUCAAAACGACAACAAAGAAAAACCAACCGACGGACACUGAUGCUCCUGCCCACGCAGUUUUACAGCAAAAGCAUGGGCGUUGUGGACAGAGGGAGAGGACUCACUGAGAGGGUUUGCUGAGAUGGUCCUGUUACGGGUCAGCGCGUGGUGCCUCGAUCCUUCUCCUCCACUUGUUUGCGGGAGGCGCGGAGUGACCGGCCCACGUUCAGAAAAGUCUCUCCAGCCUCUCACCAUAACGUCGCAGUGGAUGGCGGGUGGGGGGAAUUAAAUAAACCGUCUGGCUUCGUCCUGGAGCUGCACCUUCCCGCUGAGCUCCUAGCCUUCCAGAGGUCCGACGGCGUACCAGCAUGAGCAUUCACGCCCCCUCCCUCCCCCUCACGGAGAUCCCUGGGAGCCAAUCAUCUCAUCGUUGACAGCCUUUUGUCAUUGGUCUGCGGAACGGAGACUGGUGACCAAUCAGCAACCUGUUGCCAGCCGGAUCUAUGUUCGGACAUGGUCACCAGGCCCCAACCCGGCCCUUCGCCCCCCCCGAACUGACGGCUGAGAGUGGCGCCUGCCGCCAGGGUGGGCUUACUGGCUUUUCUCGGUAACUGCGGUAACCCUGCGCGAUCCUCGGGUUAUUUUUAAAACCGGUUUGUUUAAGACGUUUGUUUGCGGUCAGAAACACAGAAUUAAAAAAAAGGUACGUACUUCACAGAA